Molecule: messenger RNA, 932 nt
Organism: Nanorana parkeri
Lineage: Eukaryota; Metazoa; Chordata; Amphibia; Anura; Dicroglossidae
Gene: ASCL1
Product: achaete-scute family bHLH transcription factor 1
Exons: 2
Coding region: 312-899 (195 amino acids)
Biological process (GO): sensory organ development; regulation of neurogenesis; neuron differentiation
Cellular component (GO): RNA polymerase II transcription regulator complex
Molecular function (GO): RNA polymerase II transcription regulatory region sequence-specific DNA binding; DNA-binding transcription factor activity, RNA polymerase II-specific; protein dimerization activity
Source: RefSeq, a predicted model, not a curated record
CCUCUCGCUCCGUCUCCAGUUGUUUAUUCAGCGCUCGCAGCGGCACGCGCCAGGCGCACGCACUGGAACAACAAACCCCAGAGAAUGGAGCCCGGGGAGAGGGGCGGGGCCAGGCAUAGCGCGUGGAGCUUGUGCCCAUUGAAAAGGCGGCGGCGGCCGAGCGACCCUAGCCACUCAGUGCAGCGAGCCAGGGAACGUGCGGGACAGAACGCGGGGCUCCCCUCUCACACUGCCUCACCCGCACAGCCGGAGCUACACACGCGACACACACGAGUCUCUCUCAGCGCUCAAGUCCAACCACAGCCAGCCAAAUGGACAGCACUGCCAAGGCAGAGAGCGGCUCCAACCAGCUCUUCCUACAGCCAGCCUGCUACUUUGCACAGAGCCUGCAGCUCAGCCCGGGUGACGGGCAGCAGCCCAAUGCCAAGUCUGGGGCAAAGCAGGUCAAGAGGCAGAGAUCGUCCUCCCCGGAGCUGAUGAGGUGCAAGAGGAGGCUCAACUUCACUGGCUUCGGCUACAGCCUCCCCCAGCAGCAGCCGGCGGCGGUGGCCAGGAGGAACGAGAGGGAAAGGAACAGGGUCAAGCUGGUGAACCUGGGCUUUGCCACCCUAAGGGAACACGUCCCCAAUGGGGCUGCCAACAAAAAGAUGAGCAAGGUGGAGACCCUGCGCUCCGCGGUAGAGUACAUCCGAGCGCUACAGCAACUACUGGAUGAACAUGACGCUGUCAGCGCUGCUUUCCAGUCCGGGGUGCUGUCACCUACCAUCUCCCCAAACUACUGUCAUGAUAUGAACUCUAUGGCAGGCUCCCCCGUCUCCUCCUACUCUUCCGAUGAAGGAUCCUACGACCCCUUAAGUCCAGAGGAGCAAGAACUGCUAGACUUCACCACUUGGUUCUGAGCAGCAGGACUGCUGCUAAGGAGAAAGUGAAGC